AACCUUCGAACCCUCUCUCUCUCUCUCUCUCUCUCUCUCUCUAUCGUCUCUCAGUAUCCAAACCCGACAAUGUCAUCGGGUUCGGGUUCUCUAAUGUGGUUCCGGAAGGGCCUGAGGAUCCACGACAACCCUGCUCUCGAGUACGCCUCCAAAGGCUCCAAUUUUCUCUACCCGGUGUUCGUGAUCGACCCGCAUUACAUGAAGCCCGACCCGGAAGCAUUCUCACCCGGGUCAUCCAAAGCCGGUCUGAACCGGAUUCAGUUUCUGCUAGAGAGCCUUAGGGAUUUGGAUUUGAACCUCAAGAGGCUCGGGUCCAGAUUGUUGGUGCUCAAAGGUGAGCCCAGCGAGGUACUCAUUCGUUGCCUGAAGGAGUGGGAUGUGAAAAAUCUCUGCUUUGAGUAUGAUACAGAACCAUAUUAUCAAGCUUUGGAUGUUAAAGUCAAGAGCUAUGCCACUACGGCUGGCAUUGAGAUUUACAGUCCUGUAAGUCACACACUCUUCAAUCCCGCAGAUAUUAUACGGAAGAAUGGGGGAAAGCCACCUUUGAGUUAUCAAUCAUUUCUGAAGCUUGCUGGAGAGCCCUCAUGGGCGUCGUCCCCGCUUUCUAUUGCACUUUCUUCACUUCCUCCGGUUGGGAAUAUUGGAAAUUGCAAUAUUUCAGAAGUUCCAACGGUCAAAGAACUUGGCUAUGAAGAGACUCAACAGGAUGAGUUGUCUCCUUUUAGAGGUGGUGAAACAGAAGCCUUGAAGAGGUUAAGAGAAUCAAUUGAAAACAAGGAGUGGGUGGCCAAAUUCGAAAAACCUAAGGGUGAUCCAUCUGCGUUUCUGAAGCCAGCAACAACUGUUUUAUCUCCUUAUUUGAAAUUUGGUUGUCUCUCUUCCAGAUACUUCUACAUAUGUCUUAAAGAUUUAUAUAAAAAUGUCAAAACGCAUACAGUACCUCCGGUAUCUCUUGCUGGACAGUUGUUAUGGCGAGACUUUUUCUACACGGUGGCAUUUGGCACUCCUAGUUUUGAUCAGAUGAGGGGAAACAAAAUAUGCAAGCAGAUACCUUGGAAUGAUGAUGAUGAACUGCUGGUGGCUUGGAGGGAGGCUAGAACAGGAUUCCCUUGGAUUGAUGCCAUCAUGACCCAGCUCCGCAAGUGGGGUUGGAUGCACCAUCUAGCACGACACUCUGUUGCAUGUUUUUUAACUCGUGGUGAUCUGUUUGUUCACUGGGAAAAAGGGCGUGAUGUUUUUGAGAGGCUUCUGAUUGAUUCAGAUUGGGCAAUUAAUAAUGGAAACUGGCUGUGGCUAUCGUGCUCAUCAUUUUUCUACCAGUAUAACCGUAUCUACUCCCCAAUCUCGUUUGGAAAGAAGUACGACCCAAAUGGUGAUUACAUUAGACAUUUUCUCCCUGUACUUAAAGGUAUGCCAAAGGAGUACAUUUAUGAGCCAUGGACGGCUCCUCUAAGCAUUCAAAACAAGGCAAAGUGCAUAAUUGGAAGAGAUUAUCCAAAGCCAGUGGUUGCCCACGAUUCUGCAAGCAAAGAUUGCAGGAGGAGAAUGGCUGAAGCAUAUGCAUUGAACCAGAAGAUGAGUGGCAUGGUGAGCGCAGAAGAUCUAAGAAACUUGAGGAGGAAAUUGGAGGAAGACCAAGAGCCACAGGUUGAAAAUAAACGGCAAAGAAAGCUAAUUGGCUGAUGGCCAACUCCAAAACUCUUCUGUUUUGCUUGGCAGUUCUAGGACCGAUGGACCACGGUGACCGUAAAACGAGGAAGCAAGUUUCGUGCAUCUAAGAAGUUGAUAAGCAAUCAAGCCUAAGUCCAUGGGUUUUCUCAUAUAAAAACAAGUAGAUCUCAUGAGAUGAAAUAAUCAUUCUAAUAAUUAAUGCCAUAAUCAGAAAUUUAUGUGUAACAUCAUCACAUAAAUAUUUUUGCUCAUCACUCUUUUUAAUACUUGAUAAGUGUUCAUAGGCAUAACCAUGGUUAACUUUUUACUUUGAUUUAUGUAAUUAUGGUUAUGCUUAUGGACACGUGUCAAGUGUUGAGAAGAGUGGUGAGCAUACACCUUUGGAUGACUUUUUCACACACAGAAGCCUAGGUGUGGGUCCUCUGUAUCCUUGAAUCAACUAUGCUUUCUAUAUCAAUAUUCUCUGUGUGAAGUUUAGUUGUCGCCCAAUCAGAUAAAUUAAUGCGUUCAUCAUCUUCUUUUAUUAUUGCUGGCCUGCCGGUGAUUAGCUCCUAGGUCUCUAGGUCUCUGUGUA
This is a messenger RNA of Prunus avium (sweet cherry), 2245 nucleotides long. RefSeq names its product DNA photolyase family protein (gene UVR3). Gene Ontology annotation, biological process: entrainment of circadian clock by photoperiod; circadian regulation of gene expression. The record is from RefSeq and is a predicted model, not a curated record. NCBI's taxonomy places the organism in Eukaryota, Viridiplantae, Streptophyta, Magnoliopsida, Rosales, Rosaceae. Gene Ontology annotation, cellular component: nucleus; cytoplasm. Gene Ontology annotation, molecular function: deoxyribodipyrimidine photo-lyase activity; FAD binding; DNA binding.